GAAGGGGGAAGACAGACAUUAAACAUACACAUAAAGGCACCAUUGGUAACUUCGUUACCACUCACGGAUUCUUCUUCUUUUUUUCUUUAAGAUUUUAUUUAUUUACUCAUAGACACGGAGAGAGAGAGAGGCAGAGACACAGGCAUAGGGAGAAGCAGGCUCCAUGCAGGGAGCCCGACGUGGGACUCGAUCCCAGGUCUCCAAGAUCGCGCCCUGGGCUGAAGGCGGCGCUAAACCGCUGCACCACCCGGGCUGCCCACCACUCACGGAUUCUAUUGCCAAUCACUUCUCCAACACCCGCACCAUGCCGGGCAACCACCAGUGACAGUCUCCCUCCGAGGCCCAGACGUGGCCCUCGCUGCCCCAAGAAGACCAUGCACUGUGGCUGCGUGGCCGAGGGUGCACCUGCCGUCCCGGGCAACUCCUGGAUCUCAGGCAUGGCCUUCCCCGACUGGGCCUACAAAGCAGAGUCAUCCCCGGGCUCCCGGCAGAUCCAGCUGUGGCACUUCAUCCUAGAGCUGCUGCAGAAGGAGGAGUUCCAUCAUGUCAUCGCCUGGCAGCAGGGAGAGUACGGGGAGUUUGUCAUCAAGGAUCCAGAUGAGGUGGCCCGCCUCUGGGGCCGCAGGAAGUGCAAACCCCAGAUGAAUUAUGACAAGCUGAGCCGGGCCCUCAGGUAUUACUACAAUAAGAGGAUCCUGCACAAGACCAAAGGCAAGAGGUUCACAUAUAAGUUCAACUUCAGCAAGUUGAUUGUCAUCCACCAUCCUCUGUGGGAGGUGCGGGCACCGCCUUCCCCCCACUUGUUGCUGGGGGCCCCUGCCCUCUUUCGGCCAGCUCUGGUGCCCAUGGGCAUGCCCAGUGAGCUUCUCACUCGGCAGCUCCUGCACAGCAUGUUGUUUGCCCGUCGGGUUGGACAGGAGACCCCCCGAGGGCUGCCAGAGGCCGCUGAGGACAAGAAGGGGAGCGGCGGCAGUGCCCCCCGCCUUGGCUCUCUCCUGGCCCCCUGCCAGCUUGGCCCUUGCUGCCUUCUGGGGAUCCCCCAAGAUGAGCUGCCUGGCCUUGCUGCCUUCACCCCUCCCCUCCUGCCCGCCCUCCCUUCUGACUGGACCUGCCUCUCAGGGCCCUUCCUGCCCCCUGUUCCCCUGGAGCAGCCAUUCCUGGGGGCCCCCAAGCCAGACCCCCUGUUCCCAGGGCCUGGGUGCCCCCCAGUGACCCACCAUUUCUCGGGGCUCCCCCUGUUGGCUGGGCUGGGCCCAGGAGCAGGCGAGAGGCUGCGGCUCCUGUCACUGAGGCCACAGUGGCUGGAGGUCAAGCCUGACCCCCUGAUGGGGGUGAAGGGAUGCCCGAGUCCCAGGGACGGCUUCUCCUUAGACAUACAUGGACCCAAAACAGGGGACAAACAUCCUGCAUCCCCCCACUCGGAGAACUGCAGGGCAGUGUGGCCCCUGGAUCCUCCUUAGGUGGGGAGAUGGGAAGUGGGAGUCCCCCAAACUCCACCCCUCUUCCCCCUCUUCCUGUCUACUUCUUCUCUGGCUUUGUGCCUGGCCCAGCCUGGAAACAGGUUUAAACUGCAGGAGGCUUUGAAAGGGUAGAGCCGAAUAAAAAGGGGUGAGGAUAUUGCAGGGGUAAGGAAGACUGAGGUGGGGGGCUCCCCUCCCUUCCCCUCUCCUGCUCUCCCCUCCCCUCUCCUCCCAUGGAAUUGUUCAUCAGAUGAAGGAGACUGGCCUAAUCUCCACUUUCUUUGAGGGAGCCGGGAAUAAGGGGCCCUUGCCUGAAGCAACACCCCCCACCCCUGCCCUCAGGAGGGAGAUGAUGGGCGUCUGGGUUGGGAGGCCAGGAGCCCAGGCUCCAGUGUCUCUCCUGCCCCUCCACACACACGUCCCCAGCAGCUCCUGUCCGGGGUGGGUGCUGGUCCCCAGCAGCUCCUGUCCGGGGUGGGUGCUUCCUUCUGUCUCCGUUCCUCCGAGACCCGAGGGAGGGGGACAGGGAGGGACUGGCCUCCUCAGAUCUGUAAUUCUGUGCUGUGGAAUAAAGGGAAUAAAACGCCGUCGACACACUGCCCUCUUGGCUGACCACUCCUGACGCAUGCCUCCCAUGCCCCAAUCUGCUGUGGGGUGAAACACCACUGAAGUCCUCGAGGAGGAGGGCUGCCGGCAUCCCCCAGAGAGAGAGGCUGAAAGAGGCGGUGGCGAGGAACUGCCCCAGCCAUGUGGGAGAUGACGCCUUCCCAAAAUGACCCUCAGAUCCCUUGGAGCAGAGUCCAAGGGGCUGGGAGUGAAGCAGGGCCUCUCAGAGUCACCUUCCUCUCUCCCCUGGUUCCCAGAAUGUGGCUGGGGAGGGAGACACAUGAGAGAGAGGUGUUUGCUCAACAAGUGAAAAGCCAAUGGGGGAGAAUGUUCCAGAAGCCAAGAUGAGUGAAUAAAAUUGCUCUCCUGCAUG
This is a messenger RNA of Canis lupus familiaris (dog), 2439 nucleotides long. RefSeq names its product ETS variant transcription factor 3 like (gene ETV3L). The record is from RefSeq and is a predicted model, not a curated record. Gene Ontology annotation, cellular component: nucleus. The transcript has 6 exons. Gene Ontology annotation, biological process: cell differentiation; regulation of transcription by RNA polymerase II. The coding region runs from base 375 to 1460 and encodes 361 amino acids. NCBI's taxonomy places the organism in Eukaryota, Metazoa, Chordata, Mammalia, Carnivora, Canidae. Gene Ontology annotation, molecular function: sequence-specific DNA binding; DNA-binding transcription factor activity, RNA polymerase II-specific.